Penicillium cataractarum is the source of this 618-nucleotide messenger RNA. RefSeq names its product F-box protein. The transcript has 2 exons. The coding region runs from base 1 to 618 and encodes 205 amino acids. Gene Ontology annotation, molecular function: protein binding. Lineage: Eukaryota; Fungi; Ascomycota; Eurotiomycetes; Eurotiales; Aspergillaceae. The record is from RefSeq and is a predicted model, not a curated record.
AUGACCGGCUUCUCUAAAAUACUGCCAACGGUGCACAAGUUUCGAGCUGCGCUUAACCGGAGGAAGGAGUCCAAGGAUCGAUUCGAAUCCUCCUCUUCAAUAGGCCUCAAUGCCGAUCCUCCUCCUCCUCCGUCCCCGUGGGGCCUUCCGGUCGAGAUCCAAAUUCAAAUAUUUGGGUACUGCGGUAGCCCCGAUUUCUAUACCCUGAAGCUUGUCUGCAAGGCCUUCAAUGCUCUCCUAUCCUCCAACGAACACGAGAUCGUGCGCCAGUACCUCCGCCAACGCCGUCAUGGCACCCUGCCUUCCCCGAUCGACACCGAGCGAACCUAUACCCGAAACCCGGAGGACGAUGUCGUGCUCCUGUCGGACUUGUUCCCGCCGUCCAAGAGCGCUAGGGGAGGUCAUCUCUAUACCUUCAGAUACCUCCAUGGUCUAAGGUCAAGGCAGAAGCAAUGCUCAAUGCUAUGCUACUACCUCGCAGACCGGAUCAUGGAGCGAUUUGUACAGACAGAGCCCAUCUUCCUCCGAUCCUCAUUUCCCACAAGAAAGACCGAGCGAACUGCUUUGGUAAAGAGAGGCAAGGCGAGCAUAUGGUUCAAUCUCGCACCGCUCAUGUAA